CGUGAUCCAAGAUUUGAUGAUUUAUCUGGAAAAUUUUCCAGGACAAACACUUUAUGAAAAAUUACUCUUUUCUUAAUGAUGUUAAAAGUAAAGAGAAAUUGCUUGUGCAGAAAAAGAUGAAGAAGACCAAAGAUGAAGACAAGAAGAAAGAACUGGCAAAAUUGCUCAAUAGAAUGAAUCAACAGGAGCAGAUAGAGCAGAAAAAGAGACAUAGAAUGGAAAUGGAACAACAGUGGAAGGAGAAAGAGAAACAGUUGGUGAAAGAUGGAAAGACACCUUACUUCCUAAAGAAAUCUGAAAAGAAGAAACUAGAGCUUGCAGAGAAAUACAAGGAGUUACAGAAAUCAGGGAAAGUGGAUCAGUACAUGAGUAAGAGACUGAAAAAGAAUGCACAAAAGGAGAAGAAAAAGUUACCAGGAAGACAUCAGAGAUUUAUGUGAAAUAGUCAUUAUUCAAUACAUCAUACAUUCAG
This is a messenger RNA of Mercenaria mercenaria, 472 nucleotides long. Its product is annotated as ribosomal RNA processing protein 36 homolog. Gene Ontology annotation, biological process: maturation of SSU-rRNA from tricistronic rRNA transcript (SSU-rRNA, 5.8S rRNA, LSU-rRNA). The transcript is spliced from 4 exons. NCBI's taxonomy places the organism in Eukaryota, Metazoa, Mollusca, Bivalvia, Venerida, Veneridae. Bases 54 to 440 code for a protein of 128 amino acids. Gene Ontology annotation, cellular component: 90S preribosome; nucleolus. The record is from RefSeq and is a predicted model, not a curated record.